Molecule: messenger RNA, 1302 nt
Organism: Cercopithifilaria johnstoni
Lineage: Eukaryota; Metazoa; Nematoda; Chromadorea; Rhabditida; Onchocercidae
Source: the annotation of a GenBank genome assembly
AUGAAUGCGUCACCGAGCGGAAUUGUUUGUCGUUCACGUCAGAGUAUAUGGCCAGCUGUAUCGGUGGAAGAAGCAAUGGCCAUGAUAGAAGAACACGCUCCAUUGACAAAUAGAACACGUACAGUCCUCAUUACAGAUGUAAAAACAGGAGAUGUUCUGGCGGAAGAUGUGAUUGCGACAAAAGCACAUCCUGAGAUACGUACAUCUAUUAAAGAUGGAUAUGCUGUUGUGGCAUCAGAUGGCACAGGUAUUCGAAAGGUCGUGACUGGAACAACCGCUGGUGUUUUGGCUUCCGAUAUUCUCCAGCCAGGCACUAUCUGUCGUGUAAAUACAGGUUCCAUGGUACCAGAUAAUGCGGAUGCGGUAGUACAAGUUGAAAAUACUCGUAUUGUGGAGCAUAAUCACAUUGAAGAAAUUAGGGUAGAGAUUUUGGAUGAACCGAAGAUUGGACAAGAUAUCAGGGAAAUUGGCUGUGAUAUCAAAUUGGGUGAAAUCUUACUUUCUAAAGGAUGUGUAAUAAGUGCAGCUGAAAUUGGCAUUUUAGCAGCAUCAGAAAGAAAUUUCGUAAAAAUAUAUCGGAAACCCAAAGUGGCAGUUAUUUCGACAGGUCAUGAAGUAGUGGACAGCAGAUCAAAUGAUUGUCCAUUAGGAUCAAUACGGGACACAAAUCGUCCACAACUUAUUGCUUUGCUAAAAGAAAAUAAUUUCAAGAAUGUGGAUAUUGGCAUCUUACCAGAUAAGUUAGAAAAAUUAGAAGAGGGACUGAAGGCAGCACUAAUGUUGUGCGACGUUGUUGUUUGUUCCGGUGGCGUUUCUAUGGGUGAAAAGGAUUAUCUCAAAGAUGUGCUACAAAAGGGAUUAAAUUUCACGAUCAAAUUCGGUAGAGUAAUGAUGAAACCUGGUUUGCCAACUACUUUUGCGCAUGGAAAAUGGAAUAACAGGGAAAAAAUUAUUUUUGCUCUACCCGGAAAUCCCGUAUCAGCAUGGGUUACUGCGCAACUGUUCCUAUUACCUACACUGAAAAAGAUGGCAGGAUGGGAACAAUAUCAGCAUACGGUUAUUAGCGUUCGGCUAAGUGAAGCAAUAAAACUGGAUCCUCGGCCGGAAUAUCGACGAGCUUGUCUACUACCUGAUCCAGAAAACAUACCACGAGCAAUUUGCCUGGAGAAAGAGCAAAUGAGCUCACGACUACUAUCAGUUCGAGGUGCUAAUUUGUUGCUAAAAUUACCCUCCUGCACAAAUACUAAAUCGACGGUGCAGAAGGAUGAAGUUGUGAAUGCGUUAGUGAUCAGUCGAUUGUAA